AUGGCCCCACGUCCAGUGAGCAUGCAGGAGCCGAUGUGUUUCAUUAGCAAUGAGAAGAAUGGAGGUCUGAGAGUGGAGCGGGAGGCUUUGAAAAUCCUGCAGCAGAUCAAGCAGCCGGUGGUGGUGGUGAGUAUUGUGGGGCUCUACCGCACCGGGAAGUCCUACCUGAUGAACCGACUGGCUGGAAAACAAUCAGGCUUUGCCCUGGGCAGCACAGUGGAAUCCAAGACCAAAGGAAUCUGGAUGUGGUGUGUGCCUCACCCCUCUAAACAAGGACACACACUGGUGCUGCUGGACACAGAGGGAUUGGGAGAUGUGAACAAGGGAGACCGAAACCACGACACCAAGAUCUUUGCUCUGGCCAUUCUUCUGAGCAGCACUCUGGUGUACAACAGCCGCGGCACCAUUUAUAAUAAGGCUAUCGAGGAGCUCCAAUAUGUAACAGAGAUUAGUAGAUUUAUAAAGGUCAGAUCGUCUGAUGAAGAAGGAGACGAUUCAGAUUUUGUGAAGUUCUUCCCAAAUUUUGUCUGGACCGUGAGGGACUUCACUCUGGAGCUAAAGAUCGGUGGUCAGGAUGUGACAGGGGAUGAAUACCUGGAGUACGGCCUUCAGCUGAAGAAAGGUUGUUCAGAAAAUGAAGUGGAUUAUAACCGUCCAAGAGAGUGCAUCCGAAAAUAUUUUCCAUCUCGGAGAUGUUAUACAUUUCCAUUUCCGACUAAUCCAGACAAUAUGUCUCGUUUGGAGAGUUUGAAUCCAGAUGAGCUUUCUGCUGCUUUUUUGGAGGUUGUAGAAGAGUUUUGCUCCUUUGUUUUUGAACACAGCCAAGAGAAAUUGUUGAAAGGUGGACACACCGUCAGUGGGAAAGUCCUUGGUGAUCUAGCAAAGACGUACGUAGACACCAUCUCCAGUGGUGGAAUGCCCUGUCUGGAGAAUGCUGUGGUCGCCAUCUCAGAGAAGGAGAAUAAAGCUGCAGUAGAAGAUGGGGUUUGUUUGUAUCGGAGUGGAAUGGACCGGCUGAAGCAAACCUUUCCUGUAGAGCUGCAGGUCGUGACCUCUAAACAUCGGGAACUCAACAGCAUGGCCAUUCAGGAGUUCAUGAAGCGAUGCUUCAAGGACGAUGAGGGAGACUUUAUGAAUUCUUUAGAGAGAGGCAUUGAUCUACAUUUUGAGCAGCAUUUAAAAAUCAAUGAGGAGGCUUCAAAGAAAAAAUGCCGGGAUCUUUUGAAUCGUCUAUCUGCUGAUAUGGCCGAUAAGCUCCAGAAGGGAGGCUAUGCUAAACCUGGAGGUUACAAACUCUACCGCCAGGACAUGGAUCAUAUUGUGGAGGAAUACAACAGUCAGACCAAAGAAUCAGUCAAGGCUAAAGAAGUCCUGGAGAAGUUUGUGACGAAGAAAAGCGAGGAAUCUGAACACAUCAGACAGGCAGAUAGCAAGCUGAGUGAGAAAGAAAAACACAUUUCUGAGGAGAGAGAGAAAGCUUUUCUCUUGGAACAGAAGAUGGAGGCUGAAAAGGAAGAGAAGCACUUGUUGGAAGCAAAGAUGAAAGCAGACCAGGACAGUUAUGAAGAGAAAAUUAAAUGGGUGGAAGGAAAACAUGAGGAAGAGAAGAGACGUUAUGAGCAGGAGUUUGAGAGAGCUCUGGAGAGCAAGAUGAGUGAGCAGAAGAUUAUGCUGGAAAAAGGGUUUGAAGAGGAAGCCAAGAAGCUACAGAAGGAGAUAGAACAGAGCAAGAAGGAGCAUGACGUAACUCGAGCCAAAUAUGAUACGGAGCUUAAGCUGCUGAGGGAAAAUUGGAAGGAAGAGAAGCAGGAGCUGGAGCGAAGAAAUGAGGAGGAAAGGGCUCGACAGAAUCGGUCACGGUUUGACUUCUGA
This is a messenger RNA of Sardina pilchardus (European sardine), 1872 nucleotides long. RefSeq names its product guanylate-binding protein 1-like. NCBI's taxonomy places the organism in Eukaryota, Metazoa, Chordata, Actinopteri, Clupeiformes, Clupeidae. The record is from RefSeq and is a predicted model, not a curated record. The transcript has 11 exons. Gene Ontology annotation, molecular function: GTPase activity; GTP binding. Bases 1 to 1872 code for a protein of 623 amino acids.